This is a messenger RNA of Cyphellophora attinorum, 672 nucleotides long. RefSeq lists its product as uncharacterized. The transcript has 2 exons. Bases 1 to 672 code for a protein of 223 amino acids. The record is from RefSeq and is a predicted model, not a curated record. Lineage: Eukaryota; Fungi; Ascomycota; Eurotiomycetes; Chaetothyriales; Cyphellophoraceae.
AUGUCGUCUUUCGUCUUGGUUGCGAAUGUCAAUUUUUGGCAAGCGGCCUACGACAAGUUAGGGGACUACGUCUGGAAGCACGAACACACGACCAAGACAUAUUAUUUUGGUCUGCCCUUACAGUACUGGACUCACAAGUCUGAUACCAAUCACAUGUUUGCUUUUGAAAUAUAUGGCAAGCGCGAAGACCUGUACACGACUCACUUUAACUCUCCGGCGAUGAAAGAGUUUCUCCCCGCGAUUCCUGACACCAUGACAACCGGUCUCGACUUGCGACAUUAUGAAAACGUGGGCGGCUUCUUGGACCGGUUCAACGACAAGCGCGAAUGUGAGAUCAUGACCGAUGUGCGCAUCAAUUGUAAAGCAGAGGCCAGAGACAACGUUCUGUCGAGGCUCAACACGCUAGCAGAAAAGAUCAAGAGCGACGGCUCAGACGACGUUUACACUUUCUUCGUUCUCAAAGGUCUAGACGAUGAUCAAGGCGUGCGCAUAUUUCAACGCUUCAGAAACUGGGACGGCUCCUCGUCUCUGGCACGGCAUCCGACCGUGCUCGAAUUUUGGAUGUCUUCGAAAGAAGAAAUACUCAGUAUGGAGAGUCAAACUUACUUUCCUAACGGUAAAGGAUGGCUGCAUCGAGCUGAUAAGUCAGAGACACGCCUUAACAUUCAGUGA